GGUUCCGACGGUGGCAAUUCUGAGGGAAACGGAGGGAGGAGGAGAGGAGGCCCGGCCAAGAUGUCGGCGGCGGACGGAGAAGGCUGGGAAGGGAACCGGCAGCGCGGAGGCGGCAGGGGCAGCGGCGACGGUCUGGUGGCUCCCGUCCCUCGCGGCGGGGGGCUCCUCAACCGGUUCGUCAGGCUCCCUCCCGGCCCAGGACGAGGCGGCCACAGAGUUCCCCCUGCCAGAAGUGGCCACCGCUGUGUAGCAGACAAUGCCAACUUGUACGUGUUUGGAGGAUACAAUCCUGACUAUGACGAGUCUGGAGGGCCAGAGAAUGAGGACUAUCCACUGUUCAGAGAGCUCUGGCGAUACAACUUCGCUACUGGCAUCUGGCAUCAAAUGGGCACAGAAGGCUACAUGCCACGAGAGCUGGCCUCCAUGUCGCUUGUGCUGCAUGGGAAUAACCUCUUGGUUUUUGGUGGCACUGGAAUCCCAUUUGGCGAGAGCAAUGGCAAUGAUGUCCAUGUCUGCAAUGUGAAAUAUAAACGCUGGGCCCUGUUCAAUUGUCGAGGGAAGAAACCAAAUCGCAUCUAUGGACAGGCAAUGGCAAUCAUUAAUGGAUCUCUGUAUGUGUUUGGGGGAACAACUGGCUACAUUUACAGCACAGACUUACACAAGCUGGACUUGAAUACCCGGGAGUGGACCCAGCUGAAGCCAAACAAUAUGCACUGUGACAUGCCAGAGGAAAGAUAUAGACAUGAAAUUGCACAUGAUGGACAGAGGAUUUACAUCCUGGGAGGUGGAACAUCAUGGACAGCCUAUUCCUUGGACAAGAUUCAUGCCUACAACCUUGAAACAAACACCUGGGAGGAAAUCGCAACAAAGCCUUAUAAGAAAAAAGAGUUCCCAGCGGCCAGAAGAUGUCACAGCUGUGUACAGAUAAAAAAUGAUGUCUUUGUCUGUGGAGGAUACAAUGGAGAAGUGAUAUUGGGAGACAUCUGGAAGCUGAAUCUGCAAACUUUCCAGUGGGUGAAACUCCCAGCUGUUAUGCCCGAGCCAGUCUAUUUCCACUGUGCUGCUGUGACUCCGGCUGGCUGCAUGUACGUCCAUGGAGGUGUGGUGGACAUCCACAGGAACAGACGGACUGGCUCUCUCUUUAAGAUGUGGCUGGUUGUGCCUAGCCUUCUCGAACUGUCUUGGGAGAAGCUUCUGGGCUUUUUUCCUCAUUUAGCAAAGCUCCCCAGAUCACAGCUUUUGCACCUUGGACUCACACAGGGACUCAUCGAGCGCUUGAAAUGAGUAUCUUCUGCUCUUAAAACACUAAUUUAAGAAGUGACUCCUCUUGCCCUUCUCUCUUUCUCUCUCUCUCCUUCUCUCACUGCCCCUGCCCCUUUUUCUCCCUCUAUUUAUGAGUACGCAGAGGAUGCUGCUAAGGAAAUGGAGAACUCUGCUCCAAAGCCUUACUCAGCAAAUACAUCAGAUGCCUUUCUUGUGAAUUUUUAUUUUAAAGUUUAUGGAAGUCAGCUUUUUUUCCCUUAAUUUAUGGAUACUUAUAAAUACAUCAUGAACGAAAGGAUAUUGUUACUGAACUAAUUUGUGCUUUUUGCUGCAUGCAUGUUGUCUCAGAAGGGAGAGGAGUGAGCAGAGGGCACCAUGUCCUGCCUUCCCUUUUCCAGCUCCUUAAUAUUGUUUUGUAAGAUCUGCUUAAAUGCAUAGAAUAUGCUGCAGCAGGUCCAGGUUGGCUUGAUGUGGAAUCUGUCCUAGCUUGCACCCACAGCACUUGGCCUUUUUCAAAAGUGAACAAAUCAUGUCUUCUGUAGGCCAUUCUCUGACAAAGGCUUCAGCCGGAUGUCACUCGCACAGCGUGUUGUGGCUUUCUCAAAUGUGUUGUUAUUUCUUACCUUUUCAUAUUGGAAUACCCUACUGGAAUUUACAGCUGACUGCCUGUACAUUACAAUAUUGCUCUCUAUCCCAAUUGUGGCAUGGAGGGACAGAGCGUGUUCCUACUCACGUUCAGCACCCAAGAAGAAUUAAUGGAGAAAGAAAACCAUGAAGAGCUGAAAGCUUGUUGUUUUCCCCCAUCUCGUCACAAACAUGUCAAUGUGAGAACUUGGAAAUUCAUUUUUAGCGCUGUAACUGUUGCAUCAGCCCUGUUUUUUCUUCUGUAGGUACAGCACUAAAUUCCACCAGCUUCUGGAUUUUCCCUUUUGCUCUGAGCGUUGGUUUGUUUUAAAAAUCCCAGUUUCAAUGGACUUUAUCCCUCUGCCGCUGCCACCGCCUUUCCAAAGGUUUCAUACUAACGGGCCAUUCAUUCAUUCCCAGGAAAUGCCACAUUGGCACUGCUAUGUCCUCCCUUUCUUGCGCAUGGGCAAGAUGCCUGACAUUUUGCUGCAAACAGUAUUCGCCUUGUUUCUUCGCCAGAAAUGCUGGAAAAAGGAAACUGUGACUCUGUCUUAAGUGUUUGUUCCAAGUGGCUGUGAAAAUCAGUUCUGUAGAAUGUAUGCCAAACAGCCAUCAAACCAAGCAUUGUGCCUGGCUCCAGAGGCUGGGUUUUUUAAUCCUUUUUUUUUUGUGCGUUCUUUUUGUUUAAAAUUGUACAUGAAAUCUCA
Messenger RNA from Sceloporus undulatus (fence lizard), 2594 nucleotides. RefSeq names its product kelch domain containing 10 (gene KLHDC10). The record is from RefSeq and is a predicted model, not a curated record. The transcript has 9 exons. Bases 61 to 1284 code for a protein of 407 amino acids. Gene Ontology annotation, biological process: positive regulation of stress-activated MAPK cascade. Lineage: Eukaryota; Metazoa; Chordata; Lepidosauria; Squamata; Phrynosomatidae. Gene Ontology annotation, molecular function: protein binding.